AUGUCUGUAGCAACUCAAUAUAGAAAAGUUCUUGAUGAGAUAAAGUUUUUAACUCAAGAAUAUGGUCUUGGAGCUAAAGUUCAAUGUCAAUACCUUUUAAAAAAAUUCACAACUCAGUCUUUAUAUGAUCAUGAUUUAUAUCAUGCAAUAUGUAAAUAUAAAAAUCAAAUAGAUGUCACUAAGACAGAUAGAAUUGUAGAAGCAUUAUUAUGA
Messenger RNA from Scutellospora calospora, 213 nucleotides. The record is from the annotation of a GenBank genome assembly. Lineage: Eukaryota; Fungi; Glomeromycota; Glomeromycetes; Diversisporales; Gigasporaceae.